GAGCACGAGCGCAAGCGGAACCGGAAACUGACAGAGAGACAAGCAACGCACGGAGAAUCGGGUCCGCGUGCAAGGAAAGCGCGUGGCAGCGACAAGCAUGAAGCGACCAAAGUUAAAAAAGGCGAGUAAGCGCAUGUCCUGCGCUAAACGUUUUAAAAUCCAGAAAAAGAUUCGAGAACAUCACAGAAAAGUCAGGAAAGAGGCAAAGAAGAGCGGAAUCAGACGGAAGAUCAAGAAGGACAUCGGCGUCCCGAACAGCGCACCAUUUAAGGAGGAAGUCCUCAGAGAAGCGGAGCAGAGAAAGCAAGAGCUUGAAGAGCUGAAAGAGAAGAACAGACUGACGAAGCAGAAGGAACGAGCCGAGAAGAGAAAGAAGGGUAAAGAAGAAAGCGGUGAGGACACGCGGGCGAAGAAAAAGAAAGUGAAAAAGGAGGAGAAAGUAAAGGCGCAGAGGGAAGCGAGGGCGGCUGUCGCAAAAUCGAAAAGCUCAAAGAAGUUCAGAUGCAGCGAAUUGAAUAAGGUUAUUGAGGCCUCUGAUGUGAUCUUGGAAGUCCUGGAUUCCAGGGACCCUAUGGGCUGCCGCUGUCCUCAGCUGGAGGAAGCCGUGUUAAAACACGAGGGGAAGAAACGGCUGCUGUUUGUGCUAAACAAAAUCGAUCUUGUGCCCAAAGACAAUCUGCAGAACUGGGUGCAGUUUCUUCAAACGCAGUGUCCUACGUUUGCCUUCAAAUCAUCCGCACACCUCCAGGACAGGACUGUGCUUGAGAAGAAACAGAGAGCCGCCAACUGUAUCAUCGAGCAGACCCGAGCAGGAGCGUCCUUCGGCUGCGAUUCUCUCAUGCAAACACUCAACCACUUGGCCGACAAUCAAAGCAGUGAGACUAUGCUGAAAGUCGGUGUCGUCGGUUUCCCGAAUGUUGGAAAGAGCAGCAUCAUUAACACUUUAAAAGGCAUCCGAGCGUGUAAUGCUGGAGUACAGCCAGGACUGACCAAAUGUAUGCAGGAAGUGCACAUCUCUAAAAAUGUGAAGAUGAUUGACUGCCCAGCCAUAGUGGCAGCUCCUUCGAACUCCGGAGAGAAGCUGGUGCUGAGGAGUCUGCAGUUGGACAGUAAAGAGCAGAGUCCUCUCGACGGUGUCAAGACUGUAUUGAAACAGUGCAACCAGCAGCAAAUCAUGUUGCAUUACAACGUCCCCGACUACAGAAAUUCUCUGGAGUUUUUGACCUUCUUCGCCCAGAAGCGUGGCUUGCUGCAGAAAGGUGCGCUGCCCAACACGGAGCAGGCUGCAACGGUGUUUCUCAACGACUGGACCGGAGCUAAACUGAGCUUCUAUAGCAAAGUACCAGAGAGAGAGGGCCUCCCUCCACACCUCACUGAAGCCAUGGUUACAGAAAUGCAGACGGGUGUCGAAUUGGACCGAUUGAAAAUGGCCAACGAGCAGAUUAUUAAACGUGUGCGAAAUCCAAAACUUUCUGCCACUAUAGUGUUCAACUCGAAGGGCAUGACUGCUGGAAUUCUGAAUGUCGGUGAAAUCCCGGAAGAAAAACACACACUGGGGGAGGAAGAGGAGGAGAUUGAGGGGGAUGAAGAUGGUGAAGAAGAUGAUGAUGAUGAUGAUGACGACGAUGACAUGCUUGAGGAAACAGAAGAAGUGGAGGACAUCGAGGAGAUCGAGACCCCCGACCCAAAGGAGACCCAAACUCAGAAAACAUGUAACCAGAAGAAAGGAAAUACAAACCGUGCUUCCUUCAACAUCGAUCUGUUGGCUGCGCAGAAGAACGACGACGACGCCUACGAUUUCAGCACAGACUUUGUAUAAGAUGUCGCAUCCGCAAAGAAUAGAAUUCACCUGGAAGAGUCAUUGUUUGUCAAUUGUGAUAUACAUGGCAUAUCUGUAUAAUCCAUUAACUAAUAUCUGGCUGAAAACACAUUUCUGUUGAUCUGACAGAACCAGUUGUGUAUAUAUGACGGGUAAUUAAACUAACUUUUAAUUUUCUGUA
This is a messenger RNA of Ictalurus punctatus (channel catfish), 2000 nucleotides long. RefSeq names its product guanine nucleotide binding protein-like 3 (nucleolar) (gene gnl3). Gene Ontology annotation, molecular function: GTP binding. NCBI's taxonomy places the organism in Eukaryota, Metazoa, Chordata, Actinopteri, Siluriformes, Ictaluridae. The coding region runs from base 98 to 1819 and encodes 573 amino acids. The transcript is spliced from 15 exons. The record is from RefSeq and is a predicted model, not a curated record. Gene Ontology annotation, cellular component: nucleolus.